AAUGGAACUUCAAGUUCUAAUAUUCUUCAUCUUCGUCACCUUCACCACCACUUUCCUCCUAUUCUCUUUAUCACUCUUCAUCAUUCAUCUCAACCCAUGUUGCAACUGUGACACAUGCACCACCUUCAUCACAAGAUCCUGGACAACUUCGUUCGUUAAUCUUUCCGAUUGGUACACACACCUCAUUCGCAACUCACCCACCGGAACAAUCCACGUUCAUGUACUCAACAAUAUCAUUACCGCGAACCCGGAUAAUGUAGAGUUCAUGAUCAAGACUAAUUUCGAAAACUACCCGAAAGGCAAACCCUUUUCGGACAUCCUCGGAGAUCUUCUCGGCCGAGGUAUAUUCAACGUAGACGGUCGUUGUUGGAUGUUUCAGAGAAAACUUGCUAGUUUGGAACUUGGUAGUUUGUCCAUAAGAUCACAUGCUUUAAAUGUGGUGUUGAAGGAGAUAGAUUCUAGAUUAGUUCCGUAUUUUUCGGCUGUUGCCGAUAACAACAACGACGCCGUUUUGGAUUUGCAAGAUGUUUUUAGAAGGUUUUCUUUUGAUGUUAUAUGUAAAUUCUCAUUCGGGUUCGAUCCGGGUAGUUUAGAGCCAUUGUUACCCGUUUUUGAGCUCGAAUCGGCUUUCGAUGAGUGCUCGAGGCUUUGCGCCGAGCGCGCGAUGGCUCCGUCACCGUUGGUGUGGAAAAUCAAGAGGUUUUUUAACGUGGGGAGUGAGAAGAAACUUAAAUCAGCCAUUAGCAUUGUGAAAAGGACCGCGGAUCAAGUGAUCAAGAAACGAAGAGAAACGGGUUCGGAUUCGGGUAGUGAUCUGCUUUCGAGGUUUAUGGGCUCGAUUAGUGAUGAUGAUUACUUAAGAGACAUUGUAAUUAGCUUUCUUUUAGCCGGUAGAGACACCGUGGCAUCCGGGUUGACCUGUUUUUUCUUGUUACUUUCACAAAACCCUAAAGUUUUGAACAAGAUCCGUGAGGAAUCGGAUCGGGUUAUCGGCCCGACCCGCGAAGCAGUAGCCGGGCUUGGAGAGUUAAAGCAUUUGCAUUACUUGCAUGCAGCAUUGCACGAAAGCAUGAGGCUUUACCCGCCUGUUCAAUUCGAUUCGAAAUUCGCAAAACAUGACGAUGUUUUGCCUGAUGGGACUUUUGUGAAACGAGGGAGUCGGGUCACGUACCACCCGUAUGCAAUGGGUCGAAUGGAGCGGAUAUGGGGGGCGGAUUCGUUGGAGUUUAAACCGGAAAGAUGGAUCCGAGAUGGGGAGUUUAAGCAAGAGAGGGCGUAUAAGUAUCCGGUGUAUCAAGGGGGUGUUAGGGUUUGUUUAGGGAAGGAGAUGUCAUUGGUGGAAAUGGCAAGUGUUGCAUUGUGCUUGAUUAGGAGGUUUGAUGUGAGUGUGGUGAACCAUAGCCAGUUACGUUUCGCACCGGGACUUACCGCCACCGUGAGUGGCGGAGUGCAUGCGACGGUUCGGCGAAGAGACCUGUCGCAAUGACGUAUUCUUUUGUUUGUUUAGGCGGUUGAGGGUUUAGCAUUGUGAGAUGGUUUAUGAGAGUAUAAGUGUUUCUAGAUAGCGGGUUAGUGAUAGGAGCAAACUUAUCCUAAUUUAAUUAGUUAAAGUUA
This is a messenger RNA of Helianthus annuus (common sunflower), 1614 nucleotides long. RefSeq names its product cytochrome P450 94C1. The transcript has a single exon. The record is from RefSeq and is a predicted model, not a curated record. Lineage: Eukaryota; Viridiplantae; Streptophyta; Magnoliopsida; Asterales; Asteraceae. The coding region runs from base 2 to 1486 and encodes 494 amino acids. Gene Ontology annotation, molecular function: oxidoreductase activity, acting on paired donors, with incorporation or reduction of molecular oxygen; monooxygenase activity; iron ion binding.